Psammomys obesus (fat sand rat) is the source of this 4600-nucleotide messenger RNA. It is a transcript of the gene Zdhhc9, whose product is annotated as zinc finger DHHC-type palmitoyltransferase 9. Gene Ontology annotation, molecular function: protein-cysteine S-palmitoyltransferase activity. Lineage: Eukaryota; Metazoa; Chordata; Mammalia; Rodentia; Muridae. Gene Ontology annotation, cellular component: Golgi apparatus; endoplasmic reticulum. The transcript is spliced from 10 exons. Gene Ontology annotation, biological process: peptidyl-L-cysteine S-palmitoylation; protein targeting to membrane. The coding region runs from base 316 to 1410 and encodes 364 amino acids. The record is from RefSeq and is a predicted model, not a curated record.
GCGUUCCAUUCAGCCAGCGGUGGGCGGUUGCCACAGCUGGUUUAGGGCUCCGACCAUUGGGGCCCCUUGUCAGGAGGAGGCACCCUCCCUGUCAGGGAGAAGUCGCUACCACCUUUGGCGGCUGACGCGAUCCCCAGGGACAGUGCACUUUCUGCCCUCAGUUGCCAGCUGAGUUCGGUCUCCCUCGUUCAGGGCUCUUGAUAAUGUUUGACCCAGUGGAAACAAUAGCAGACGACGUGAUUUCAAAGCUGGGCUCAGGCUCUAUUUCUUCUCUCGUGUAGUCACAAAGCCCAUUUUGGACCAGGAACUCCAAUCAUGUCUGUGAUGGUGGUAAGAAAGAAGGUGACAAGGAAAUGGGAGAAACUCCCAGGCAGGAACACCUUCUGCUGCGAUGGCCGUGUCAUGAUGGCCCGGCAAAAGGGCAUCUUCUACUUGACUCUCUUCCUCAUCCUGGGGACAUGUACACUGUUCUUUGCCUUCGAGUGUCGCUACCUGGCUGUUCAGCUGUCUCCUGCCAUUCCUGUGUUUGCUGCCAUGCUCUUUCUUUUCUCUAUGGCCACACUGUUGAGGACCAGUUUCAGUGACCCUGGAGUGAUUCCCCGAGCACUACCAGAUGAAGCAGCUUUCAUAGAAAUGGAAAUAGAAGCCACCAAUGGUGCGGUGCCACAGGGCCAGCGACCACCUCCUCGUAUUAAGAAUUUCCAGAUAAACAACCAGAUUGUGAAACUGAAAUACUGUUAUACAUGCAAGAUCUUCCGCCCUCCCAGGGCCUCCCAUUGUAGCAUCUGUGACAACUGUGUGGAGCGCUUCGACCAUCACUGCCCCUGGGUGGGAAACUGUGUUGGAAAGAGGAACUACCGCUACUUCUACCUCUUCAUCCUCUCUCUCUCCCUCCUCACAAUUUAUGUCUUUGCCUUUAACAUCGUCUACGUGGCCCUCAAAUCCUUGAAAAUUGGCUUCCUGGAGACAUUGAAAGAAACUCCUGGAACUGUUCUGGAAGUCCUCAUUUGCUUCUUCACACUGUGGUCUGUUGUGGGAUUGACUGGGUUUCACACUUUCCUCGUGGCUCUCAACCAGACGACCAAUGAAGACAUCAAAGGAUCAUGGACAGGGAAGAAUCGAGUGCAGAAUCCCUAUAGCCAUGGCAACAUUGUGAAGAAUUGCUGUGAGGUGCUUUGUGGCCCGUUGCCCCCCAGUGUGCUGGAUCGAAGGGGUAUUUUGCCACUGGAGGAAAGUGGAAGUCGACCUCCAAGUACUCAAGAGACCAGCAGUAGCCUCUUGCCACAGAGUCCAGCCUCAACAGAACAUAUGAACUCUAAUGAGAUGCCAGAGGACAGCAGCACUCCGGAAGAGAUGCCACCUCCUGAGCCCCCAGAGCCACCACAGGAGGCAACUGAAGCUGAGAAGUAGCCUAUCUAUUGAAGAGUCUUUUGUUUGUGUUUCAUUAGGGCUAUGAGAGAUUUCAGGGGAGAAGAUCAACCUAAGACAGAGAGCAUAUAAGCUGUCCCUUAUUACUAUUUUUCAUUGGUCUUAGUCACCCAACUGCACACUGGCAUUUUCUUGCUGCAAACUUUUUUUUUUUAACUUAUGGACUUAAGACAGUGGCAAAAGAUGCCACUCACAUAUGGCAACUGGACAAAUGGGUCUCUUGGGACAUGGUUUUGGGUUCCCAUUGUCUAAGCCACAAGGUGUCCUUGCACUCUCCUUCUCUUCCCUCCAGAUUGUAGCUCUCCUGAUGGGGGUCAUUGGUCUCAUUCUGGGGCUAAAGAUUCUCGAGACUGACUUAAGUCCUUUCCUGCUGCUGCGUGUCCUGAGUCCAGAGGCAGUCACAGAAACCUCUGGCCAGGGAAUCCUAACCAGGCUCUUGACUCCUUCAAUACUAAUGAGGAUUGGAGAGGGAGGUUGGAGGAUUCUCCUGGCUACAAAGUGCCAGCAUUGCCAGCCAGUCCUUUUGGAAUAGGGCAGGUAUUGUAUUUAUUUGUAGCUUCUCCUUUCUCCCUCUAUGCAUUCUCUAACAUCCACAUCUCACUCUUUCCCCAUUAGAUGAUAUACAUAAGUAGUCAUAGUAGAGAUAACAAGUUACAUUUCUCAUAGAUUCUCCAGAAACUUCAAUGGCUGUGCUAUUCUCAGUAAGCAUUGAUGAGAUGCCAACAGCAUAGCCCCUCACACUCUCUGUCUCAUCUCCCCUCUUUUCUCAUUAGCCCAUUUUAAUUUUCUUAUUUUGACUCCUGCUUCCGUUGGGAGCAGGAAUGGCAGUAAUAAAAGUCUGCACUUUGGUGGUUCCUUUUCCUCAGAGGAAGCCUGAGUGCUCACUUAAACACUACCCCUCAGACUUCUUGUGUAAGGCCUACAAAGGCCCUGAAUGCACAAAUGGGGAAGCCAAGGCACAGAGAGGCUCUCCUCUCCUCUCUUCUCCUCUCUUCUCCUUUCCUCUCCUCCCCUCCCUCCCACUCUCCACUCUCCUCUACUCUUCAUCCCUUCAAAAAGAAAAAAAAAGGACUAAACAGUACUUCCAUUAAGCCUUGGCUGAGUGAGGGAAAGCCCAGAACUGCUGCCCUCCCGGGUAUCCCACUCCAAGGCCUCAGUGCACCUCUGGCAAUGGUAACCACACCAUGGGCUUUAUCCAAGCCCUACUCUUCCAGCACUUCCACCGGCAGAGUCCCAGAGCCACUUUCAUCCUGGGGGUGGACUUCAGCCCCCAGGCAGCUCUGAUCAGGACCCGCACUAUUUCAGGGAAGAAGAUCUAUGUAUUAUAUGUGGCUAUAUUUCCUAGAGCACCUGUGUUUUUCUCUUUCUUAAGCCAGGGUCUUGUCUGGAUGACUUACGGGGACAGGGAGGGGUGUGAACCACAACUUUUAAUCUAUUUGAAGGCAAUUAAACUGUGUCUAAUGCAAGCUGCCUGCCUCCUCCUUCCCCUUCCAUUUCAAGAACCACCAUGGGGUUGUGAAUGUGUUUGUGUGCUGGGUCAGGGGGUGGGUGGAGGGUAGAAGGGAUUGCUUGUUACUUCCCAUGCUUUCAUUUUCCAGGGUACCCUUGAGUUGAAGAGAUAGAUACCUCUCAAAUUCAACCUCUCCAUUGAUCUAUUUAAUUCUGGGCCGAAGUUCAUCUUAUUCUGGACUAUGAACACAGGACUUUCAAGUAAUAUACAGUGUGAACAAGACUGGGAGAGUAGAGGGAUUACACUUACUUAAGAGAACACGUUCUCUAUUAGGAUAUUUUUUUGAAGUAGAUGGAUACUGUUAUGUGCAAGUGGGUCUUGGUUUUCGAAGCAGGCUCGCCAGGGCCUCCCCUUGGAAAUAUUUCAUUAGUGAUCUUCUACAAGUGAUGGCAUGCAUUUCUUUUCAAACGGUCUAUAAUCAAGACUCCUAUCUCACUCUUUGCAGUUACUUGUAUCUAGUGACAUUUGGCUGCUCCCAGGUUUCUCUGUGUCUUUCCAUUUUGGUUGUUUCAAGAUUUGAAUCGAAUAUUCCUGGGGAAAGAGUCAUUGGGAGAGAGAUUGUCUCAGAUUCCUCUCCUGUCUGUUUCUCCUUUUCCUUUUUUUUUUUUCCUCUCUCUCUCAGUUUUGUUAUUAUAGUGAGAUUUCAGUUAGACCAAAAUUAGGGCAAUCAUAGAGAGUGCGGAAGUUACUUUUUUUUUUUUUCCAAUCAGCCUAUUUCCCACAGGACUCCCUUUCUAGUCAAUACUCAGGCCAUCUCCACUCUUGGGCCAGGGUGGGUUUCUUUCCUCCCUUGACUUACCUCAGUUACUCUUCUUCUGCCCCAAGUCGGCCCAAGAGCUUUCUCUUUCUAGUGGGAAGAAUCAAAAUGAAAAUCUUUUAUCUCUAGCGAAAAUAUUUUGGGUUUUUGUUUGUUUUUGUUGUCUCUUUUUUUAAUCUGCUUCCUUACACUCUUUGCUCUCUUUCUCUUUCUUUAUAAAUCUUCUGUAUUUAAGACUUUGGCCUGAAGACCUGUCCCAUUCAUAUCAAAUACCAGUUGGGACUGUCCCUAGUCUGAGCUCUGAUUAGAGGAUAGACUGAAAAUUUGAUCUUUCUGUGGGGAAAGAGACCUUAUAUUGUUUGAUGUUUUCAAUGGCUGACACUCUCCAACUCUCCCCUUUCUCUCAUUCCUCACACUUCCUAUGUACCCAUCCCACUUCCCCAGGCCAGGAUGGUUGGCACUGAUCCAAAAUUGCAAAGGAAGGGGAAAUGUAUGUCCUUUUGGUUCUGGGGGCUUCCUGGCCCUAGCUGAAAUCACUAUUGCUCCUUUUGCAUUUUUCCCCAGGAGUGGGGUUUGAUUAGAGGUGGGUUCUAAUUCUAUAGCAGCUAAAUUCCGUUCUUCCCAUCUGACCAUCCUGCCCUUACCCUCAGGUCCCUUUUCCUACUGACCAAAUCUCUUUAACUUGUUUGGGAGAAAAGUAUUUUGUUUUUAAAUCUAUUUUCUAACUUAAAUGCAAUUUAAUAUGUAAAUCUCUGCACUUUUGUGUGAGCCUACAAAUGUGUAUGUGUUGGGGUUUUUCACUCUCUGGUAUUUCUUAAUAAAGAGAUCUUUGUUUUGGGGGGAAGCCAAUUAGUGAAGGAGACUUGAACGGUUUUAGAAAUACAGGGAUGUUUGUUUCUUUGUGA